CAAACGAGUACUGCAAGUCUCGGCUAUAAUGUCAACACUUCCUUCGGGUUUGAAGUCAAACUGCGACGUGAGCACCGAGCUGUGGAGUGUGUGUGCGGACAACUCAUCAACGCGGAGACACAGCGCGAGGGGUUUCCAGGAAACAAGAGAGAAGAAGUGUAUCGCCAGAGCGUCGACUGAGAGCAUCCAAACCGCUAAGAAUCUGCAGAUCAGACGGAGAACACUCCUGAAAAGCAAAGGCGAGUGGGUGAGCGCGCCGGAGAGUCAGGAUGAGUGUCGCAGUCAGCCCCGCUUCACGUCAUCCAUUUCCCUGAGGUUCCCGUCCACAAAGGGAGAGAAUUCCAGGGCAAACAUCCGCCUCGCUACAAAGCUAAGAGUUAAUGAUCUGCACACAAAAUCUGAUGAGGGAACAAAGGUAGCUGAUGGACAACGUCCAGAGUUUGGUGAGAAGGAUUUCCUGGUUGAUGCGUUAAGAGAGCCAACUGGUAGAACAGCUAAAGAUGAGGAUGUGCCAAAAUCAAGUAAAGACUCCAUCUCUUCAUGGGGAAACCAUGGUGCGAAUGCUCGACCCUCUGAUGGAGUACAGCGUGGCUUAGACCUCUGUGAUCGGGGUCAUCCUGCAAAUAUCUCCGCACAGGGACACUCCGCAGGUUUUGAGCACGUGUUGGAGCUACGAGUCACUGAGUGUGAAACCGCAGAGGGGCAAUCAGGACUUAAUUACCCUCUAGGACAGAAUGCAGAAGGAAAGUUUUGUCACAGGACUCUAAUCUCUUUUCGAGAGGAUUCUGGUUCAAAGGCUGACUCUGACUGCCAGGUCGAUGCAUGUUCUUCCUCAGCAAUAAACCAGGCCUUAUCGCUACCCUCGUUUCCUGCUUCUUCUGACAGCAAUAAUCUGAAAUCAGAUCUUAUCACUUCCAGUGCAGCCAUGUUUACUUCUACCAUAGUCUCUGUUCUUGCUCCUCAUUGGAGCGGACGCCUUAGGAGGCACAAACGAGGCUUUAGUGAUGUUGGGCCAGAUACUGCACAGAGUACAAACCAGUCUGCUUUGAGUCAGAAUGAACAGCAGCAACGUUUUCCCCUCCAACAGAUACAGGCGCAGAGUGGAGUCACCAGGAGUUCUGAUGAAUGGCAAAACGAAAGCUUUUCACACCUCUCUGAAUCAAAAUCACAAUUUUUGAAGACCAGCUCAGUGAGAAUGAACAAGCAUGCAGAGGACCAAAGAACAGAGUUUAUGAGGCCCCUGCAUGUGUCAAUGGACUCCAGUGAGGUGCCUAGACCUGCCAUGUCACUUCAAGUUCAUAACUACAGAAGGAUGGCACAGUCAGUGGAUCAAGGAGACUCCUUCUCUUCGCUAAGGUCUAGGCCAACCACAAGCACUUUGCUUUUGUCUUCCAGAAGAAUGAAUUCGAGAAAACCUAUUCCUCAAUCCUUUCAAAUGAACAGGCAGUUAUCCGCAUCCAUCAGCUCUCUAAAUUUACCAAGUAAAAGUAUAUUGAGGUCUUCCCAACCACAACUCAACCUUGUUUCCUCAAAUAAUCCAGCCGAAGAGACACUUCUGAGAAAAAACUUUCUUGCCUCUUCUGACCAACUUUCAGUCACACACAAACCUAAGGCCCUCUCUCCAAAUUGGGCAGAGAGAGACUUCUCAAGUAAGCAUCGUUAUUUAAUCACUGGGAAUUUUGACAAAACUCCUCCUACUACAGAUGAUACAACCAGGGAAAGACUGUUUUCGAACUAUACAAGAUUCAACCAAUCAGAGACGCUCAAAUCUGCUACGGAUCAUGGAGCAGUUGACCGGAGAAUCACUUCCACGAAAACUGUUCAGGAUUUUAGUUGUAGGAUCUCAGAAAGAUCUGGUAUGUUUUCUCCAAAGGAGAAUGCAAAUAGUGUAUUUGUUUUCCCACAACCCCUCCCAAACUUUAAUUCUGAUAGUGUACUUAAGAGACAGGUCAGCAAGAUAUCAAUGACGAGCACGAACCGUAAACCUAGCACUUUUGUGCAGUCUAACAUUAUCAACAAUAUGAACAACUCAAGCAUGACCAGCACUACGAACAGCUCAACUGGCCCCCGAACAAACCAUCCAUUUGCCACCAGUCCCUCUGUCAGUUUAACUCCAGCACCCAUGACGCAGGCUGACCAAAACAAUGUUCAGAACUCAAGCAAGCCUUCCUCAAGCCCUGUGAACUCUCUAAACAUAAGAACAUUUACAGAGAGUCUUAACUUCUCACCUUUGAAAGAUUCUGUUGAAGAAAGAAGUCCGUCUCAUUUAUGGUCAAAUUAUCUGAACUCUAAGAGACAGGAAAACGUGUCAAAUCAAAGCCCUUUAGAUGAGCAAAGUCCAUUAUCUACAUCUGAGUUUAAGCCCAGAAGAGUCUGUAUUCCGAGCAUCUACACAUACCUAAGGGAAACCAGUUCACCUAAAAGCACCCAGGUAUCUCCAGCAUUGAGCUCUCCCAGUCCGCAAAACGUAUCACUAAAGCAAAUACAGGAAGAAAAUAAAAAUUCAAGGAAACUGCAAUUUACUUUUGACUUAAACUCAUUCGAGUCACAAGAUCCCCCUUUAAAACCUGACUCCAGUUCUACCAGUGCACCACAAUCCCUGCCACCUGAUACUGGUAAAAAAACUGUGUCUCGUAUUAGUCAAUCCCCUUACUCCACCCUCAUCUCUACAAGAGAAGCAGUUAAGAGCAUUUCAUCUCCACCUGUGGGGCAGCAACACAGUAGAUCUUUAUCUUAUGGUAGUUCACCAGUAGAUGCUAAGUCUUCAAAGGUUGGGAAAAGAUCCUAUACUUCUGUCAUCAGAGACCGAAUGAAUCAAAGGAAGGUAUCACUGGGAGAGCAGGUGGGAGCUACCAAUAUCCAGCCUGCAGCAGAAACAGAUUCCGUUUAUCAAGAUCGCGUCUCGAAAAGCUCAACAGAUGCAAAGUUCCCAGACUGUCAAACUAACACCUUAAUCCCUACUGCUACACACCCAAAACAGACUGACAUGAGCACUACUGUCAUUACAAAUAUCCCUCAUGAGGAACAUAAUGGCAUAUUUUUGUCUUGGGGUGACAAAAAUAACACUUAUGCAAAUGACACGUUGAAUGCCAAAGAUCUUUCUUUUUCAUUAGGCCCAUCCCUAGUCAGUGAGGAGAUGCAAAGAGAAGCCCUAACAGGAACCGCACAAACAAAUCAAACAUUCCAGGAAAGUCAGAGUUCUAACUCAAAGAAGAGCCUCUUUUCAAUGAGAAGUAAGAAAGAGAAUGCUCUGUCCUCAUCUCCUUCAGCGAGCAAAGAGGGUUUGGCUGUCAAAAAUGGUGAGAUGACAGGAGUUAAAACCAAGAAAGUGGAUCAAGUAUUAAAUCGGUUAAGGCAAACCUUUGGGGGCAGAUUUUCAGAAGACAGUGACAUAACAAAUAAGAGAAAGACUAAAAAGGAGGAGGCUUUCAAUAUUAAGGCUUUUGAAAGUGUUAAGAAAGAAAAAGAAAGUGAUCAUCUGACUGUUACUAGACAGAUUAAACCUGAAGAGGUUUUAGACGUGAAGACUUCUGAAAGAGCUCGGAAGCUAGACAGAACGGUAAAUCAGACUGUUAGGACGCAGGCUAAACCUGAAGAGGUUUUAGACAUCAAGGGUUCUGAAAGAACUAGGAACCUAGACGAAACAGUUGAUCUGACUGUUAGGACGAGGACUAAACCUGAGGAGAUUUCACACAGAAAGACGACUGAGAGAAAUAGAAAACGAGACCAAACGGUCGAUAUGACCUUUAGGACGCAGACUAAACCUGAAAAGGUUUUAGGCAUCAUUGAUUCUGAAAGAACUAAGAAACUAGACCAAAUGAUUGAUUUGACAUUUAGGACACAGACUAUACCUGAAAAGGUUUUAGACAUCAAGGAUUCUGAAAGAACUAGGAAGCUAGACCAAAUGGUUGCUAUGGCUUUUAAGACGCAGACUAAACCUGAAGAGGUUUUAAACAUAAAGGCUUCUGAAAGAACCAGAAAGCUAGACCAAACAGGUGAUCUGACCUUUAGGACACAGACUAAGCCUGAAGAGGUUUUAGACAGCAUGGCUUCUGAAAGGACUAAUUUGGUAGAUCAAACAGAUGAUUUUACAGUCAGAAGAAAGAUUAACAAUAAGACAUGCUUAGACAUUAUGACUUCUAAAACCAGGAGGAAAGCAGAGCAGAGGCUUUCUUCGAUUCAAACUGUAAAAUCUCCCAACUCGCCAAAAACUCUUACAAAAACAAUCACCUUUAUGACAGAUCCUUGUGACUCUUCUAGCACCAAAUUAGAUUUCAGACAUGAAAAACAAGAUACCUCAUCAGAUAAUGACAAUCACAAAAGACUAGAGGAGGAAAGGAGAAAUCAACUCCUAGCUAAACCCCUUAGCCCUAACUGGCUUGCGCCAGACAAUAUCAACUUCUAUGCGACACUGCCUCUGGGCAAAAGAUCCAGACUUGGUCCUUCUCCAACACUUUCUCCAUAUGAAUGUUUUUCAGAAGAUGAACAAAGUGAUAACGUGUUUUUCAGCAACGUCCUAACAAAGAAAAAAAACACUUCUUUUGGUGAGUCAGAAAAUGUUGCUCAACAAAACAACAGUGUAAAAAUUUGGGAGCAGAAGUCGUCAGGUGUAAAGGUGACCUCUCCCUGUGCUGAUCUCAAGUAUGGACUGCAUCGUGGACGAUCCGUCUCUGUUAGCAGUGUAGUUUCAGGGCGUCCGUCAGGUCCUGGACGAAUCUCGACAGGAUCGAGGCAAAGCAGCAUCAGUGACUUGAGCAGCCUAGAUGGCUUUGUGCCUAAGAGCCGACAUUCAAGCAUGAACAGUCCAGUCGGUUCACCUGAGAACCAGAUUUCUUAUAAGGGACCUUCAGGACGGUUAUCAUCAGAGGGUCUUCUCAGGAGCCCAGAUAACCUGGAGGCCAUCUCAUUUCUGUGGGACAUGGAAACAGAUCCAACACCGCCCUCUUCUCCACCGUAUGCUCGACGUAUGUCCCAGGUCUCCAGCCCAUCUUCAGCUAGCAGCUGGACCUCGCCAGAUAGCUCGUCUCCUCGUGGAUUUCUGCCUUCCAGGACCUACAGGUCCACAUUGUCUGCUUUCAAGGAGUCGGGUUCAGAGUCUACUACUGACGAUGAAUACUAUCUCAACAGCGAUGAUGACGAUGAGAAAGAAACAGAACUUUAGUGGAUAGUGAAUGAAGUGGAUAUUAUUUGAGUGGUUAAGGUUUUUGUAUAUGAAUGUUUUGUAUGCUGUAUGUGCACUUUGAUCAAUCUUGCUCAGGAACAAAACACAAUAACAAUGUUAUUAUAAACAACUUUAAAUCAUAAGAAAAUCUUUAUCAUGAUCGGACGAGUGAAUGUAAGACAAUGAAAAUGAUCGCUUGAUAUUAACAAGCUGAAGCACUUCUCCAUGCUCCUGUUUAAACUUGCCCUGGCUUGGUUAAUUGCUUCAACCCAUGCGGUGCAUUUGAACCUGUUUUCAGUUUGAGAUUGUUAUUGAUAAUCAAUUGUGACCAUUUCUUGCACUGUAGAAGCACAAAUGAUAUUCUGGUUGUUUAUUUUGUGAGAUGUGUAUAAGAAGCUUUUUUUAUCGAUCGUUGUACACCAGCUGCUCUUCUUAUUGCGCCAUUCCUUAAAGUAGUGUAAAUACUGAAGAAUUUUAAUAAAAGCAGAAAAGAUAAAAAUAAUAUUUUUUUAUUCGGAACCACAAAUAUAUUUUCUCAACCCUGAGCUUUCUCAACUAGAAUAAAUGAAAUCUAAUGAAAGUAAACCAUGCUUGAC
Molecule: messenger RNA, 5757 nt
Organism: Clarias gariepinus (North African catfish)
Lineage: Eukaryota; Metazoa; Chordata; Actinopteri; Siluriformes; Clariidae
Exons: 5
Coding region: 29-5161 (1710 amino acids)
Source: RefSeq, a predicted model, not a curated record